UGUACAUCAAUGGACCCUAAAGAUUUCGAGGUUACCUCUCCUCCUACUGAUGGAAUUUCAUGCCUUAGUUUCUCUUCACAAGCAGACUUUUUGUCUGUAGGCUCUUGGGAUAAUGAGGUUCGCAUAUAUGAAGUCCAACCUUCCGGAAAUACAGUUCCCAAAGCAUCCUAUAGUCACCAAGGUCCAGUGUUGGAUUUAGCAUGGAGCAAAGAUGGCACCAAGGUUGUUUCUGCUGGUGCAGACAAAGCUGGAAGAAUGUACGAUAUAACUACCGGACAACCUACCCAGAUUGCACAGCACGAUGAGCCUAUUAAAUGUGUUCGAUUUCUCGAUCAACCCCAACAACAGAUAGUAGCCACAGGAAGCUGGGAUAAAACGAUCAAAUAUUGGGAUUUACGCUCACCACAACCAAUUGGGUCCGUUGCACUGCCUGAGAGAUGUUAUUCUAUGGACGUGAAAGGAACAUUGUUAGUAGCUGGAUGUGCUGAGAAGCACGUUCCUGUUAUUGAUCUCAACAAUCCAACUGUUAUUUUUAAGCAAAAUGUAUCUCCUCUCAAAUGGCAAACAAGAUGUGUUUCCUGCUUUACUACUGGAAAGGGCUAUGCUAUUGGUUCUAUUGAGGGUCGAUUGGGUAUCCAGUAUAUUGAAGACAGAGAACAAAGCAAAAACUUUUCAUUCAAGUGUCAUCGAGAUGAGCAAAAGAAUGUAUUUGCUGUGAAUUCCGUCAAUUUCCACCCAAUACACGGUACAUUCUCCACUGCUGGUUCAGACGGCACAGUCAGUUUCUGGGACAAGGAUUCCAAGCAACGUAUAAAGUUGUUUAACAAGGUCAAUGGUACCGUUUCUGCUACUGCAUUUAAUCACAACGGAACAAUCUUCGCAUAUGCAGUCAGUUACGACUGGUCAAAGGGUUACAAAUUCGCUCUCCCUACAAACACCAACAAGGUGUUUUUACAUGCUGUAAGAGAGGAAGAUGUGAAGCCUCGUGCUACAAAGAAACGAUAAGGAGGUCGCCGUCAUACCAUAUUUCUCACAUCACAUAGUAAGAGAUUGGAUGGUUCUUUCUUUUGUUUGGGAGAGCUAGUAAAAAAAAACAUUUUCAUAAAGGUGGAUUCAUUUUUUUCUCUGUAGACAACUAAAUUGCAAACCUCCAAGUCAAUAUCUACUUAUAUUCUUAUUAUUUUAUGUUAUCCACCUUAUCCUAUUAUAUAUUAUCAUUUGCUCUCAAUUUAUCACACACAAAAUAAAAGAAGAGAAAGAAACAUACAUACGUAC
This is a messenger RNA of Phycomyces blakesleeanus NRRL 1555(-), 1275 nucleotides long. RefSeq lists its product as hypothetical. The record is from RefSeq and is a predicted model, not a curated record. Gene Ontology annotation, biological process: transcription-dependent tethering of RNA polymerase II gene DNA at nuclear periphery; RNA export from nucleus. Gene Ontology annotation, molecular function: ubiquitin binding; RNA binding. Bases 10 to 1005 code for a protein of 331 amino acids. The transcript has 7 exons. NCBI's taxonomy places the organism in Eukaryota, Fungi, Mucoromycota, Mucoromycetes, Mucorales, Phycomycetaceae. Gene Ontology annotation, cellular component: nuclear pore.